ACGUGUGAAUCGGAUGCCUGUAUAUGGAGAAGUCAUGGACAGGAGUGACUUGAUCCUAACGGUAUUCCUAAGGCACAGCUUACGUUUUAACACGUAGUGUCGAUUUUUAUUUUGAUGGCCUAAAUAAGAAAUAAUCUCUUAAAUACAACCUGCACCAGAUAUCGCACAAGGAGCAAGGUGCGUAAAAAUUUGGCGCGAGGUUGAAUGUGAAGUUGACCCUGUCUAGACUCUCGCGUUAUGAUGCCAGGAGACAGCAUGACUUCCACGGUCCAGAAGAUCGCCAGACAGGCCCUCACCACAUUCCGAAACCCCUCGGCUGUCGGAGAACACGGUAAAGUGUUUUUGGAGAAUCUGAGCAAGCUGAAGAGCCUCGUGGCGGAGGUCAGAGCGGCGGACUUGAGGAUCGCACCCCGGACGAGCGCGAGCGCCCCGGUGCCGUCUCAGCGCGUGGCGCCUCCCGUCACAUACAUGCACAUCUACGAGACCGACACGUUCAGCAUGGGGGUGUUUUUAUUAAAAACGGGCGCUUCCAUACCCCUGCACGAUCAUCCGGGAAUGCACGGCAUGCUGAAAGUGAUUUACGGCAAGGUGCGGAUCAGCUGUUUCGACAGGCUGGAUAAACCUCGAGACGGUGCCAGCGGCGCGCACUUCAGCCCUCCGCUCGUGCCCUUCCAGAGCAGCUCUCUUCGGCCCGCGGUGCUCAGGUCGGUCGGGGAAUACACGGAGGAGAACGGCCCGUGUGUGCUCUCACCCCAAAAGGACAAUAUCCACCAGAUAGACGCUGUUGACGGACCCACGGCUUUCCUUGACAUCUUAUCACCGCCAUAUGAUCCGGACGAAGGGAGAGACUGCCAUUAUUAUAAAGUUUUGCAUGCUCAUUCAGAGGCUUCGGAUAGAAAGAGUGAAGCCCAGGAACAGGGUGACCUGUGGCUGAUGGAGAUCCCACAGCCGAGUGAAUUCUGGUGUGGGGGGGAACCGUACCCAGGGCCUGAAGUGUCCCUCUGAAGGAUCUGACUAUAAACUGUUCAUCACAGCCUUACGUGAACCAAGAGAUUCCUUGUUCUUGUCCUUACACGUCCGACUGGCUUCCUUAUCAAGAGUACAGUGGUUUAUUUGAAAUACCUAGACACUUAUCCACAGCUGCUGUCUUUAACUUUUAGUUGUCUUUUGGCUAUUAUUAUUAUUUUUUAACAUGCAUGCAUACAUUUCCAAUGUGUUGCAUGCAGACUGUGUCCUGAUUUUGCGUACAGGUUUGACAAAAGAACUAGUCUCUGUUCUUUCUCUUUUGCCUGGAUUGGCUUUGUUUAGAAUGUGAUAAAUAUUUAAGUAUUGGCAGCAGAUGUGAGAUUUACUUUAACAAAGGCUUCACAAUGAAUCAGAGCAGGAAUCUGCUCAUCUUGUUUCCACUGCUAGAUUGUGUUAAUAAUGCAUUAAGUUAUCAGAACACUGAAAUGUUUAGCAACAAUCUUGAUGAAUUGGCCUACUGGAUACUUUAAAAAAAAAAAAACACUUCUGUUAAUUAUUACAAUAAAGCACUUAUUAAUGAUGACAUGUAAAUAAUGAUAAUAAUAAAAUAAAGAUGGAAAAUUUGACAAUUGAAAUAGGAAGAAUAUGAUGUGAAUUUGACCUAAGAAAUUAAAGUUGUUUAUCCUCAGAUUUCUGCUAAUAAAAGAUGCAAUGGAAAA
Messenger RNA from Carassius gibelio (silver crucian carp), 1685 nucleotides. RefSeq names its product 2-aminoethanethiol dioxygenase-like. Bases 238 to 1005 code for a protein of 255 amino acids. Lineage: Eukaryota; Metazoa; Chordata; Actinopteri; Cypriniformes; Cyprinidae. The record is from RefSeq and is a predicted model, not a curated record. Gene Ontology annotation, cellular component: mitochondrion. Gene Ontology annotation, molecular function: oxidoreductase activity, acting on single donors with incorporation of molecular oxygen, incorporation of two atoms of oxygen. The transcript has a single exon.